Molecule: messenger RNA, 2292 nt
Organism: Melanotaenia boesemani (Boeseman's rainbowfish)
Lineage: Eukaryota; Metazoa; Chordata; Actinopteri; Atheriniformes; Melanotaeniidae
Gene: sh3bp5b
Product: SH3-domain binding protein 5b (BTK-associated)
Exons: 9
Coding region: 248-1657 (469 amino acids)
Biological process (GO): negative regulation of protein tyrosine kinase activity; intracellular signal transduction
Cellular component (GO): cytoplasm
Molecular function (GO): protein kinase inhibitor activity
Source: RefSeq, a predicted model, not a curated record
ACCAGCUUAGUCUGUGCAGAGGAAGCGCAGAGUACAGACAGACGCAGCUGCUUGCUCAGGAGGAUACAUGCCAAGAUGUUCCUCUAUGAAAAGCACUUAUUAUAAAUAAAUGGUUUGCAUAUGAGAACAGACAAAAGGGUGUAAAUCCAGUUCAUUUCGACCGGGGAAGUCAGAUGAAUCAGCUGUUUCUCCGGUGGUUGUAACGUCUGUCUUUGUUCAGCUUUAGCAUCUCUGAUUUACCUACAACAUGGAUCAUUUAGAAAAGGAGCACAGAUCCGACGACGAGGCUGAAUAUGAAGACGAAGAGGUGGACCCGAGAAUACAGGGAGAGCUGGAGAAACUCAACCAGUCCACUGACGACAUCAACAGAUGUGAGACAGAGCUUGAGGAUGGGAGGCAGAAGUUCCGCUCGGUUCUGGUGGAGGCAACUGUAAAACUGGAUGAACUGGUCAAGAAAAUUGGCAAACCUGUGGAGGAGUCCAAGCCGUACUGGGAGGCUCGCAGAUUGGCCAGGCAGGCCCAGCUGGAGGCCCAGAAGGCCACCCAGGAUUUCCAGAGAGCCACUGAAGUUCUGCGAGCUGCGAAAGAGACGAUCUCCCUCGCUGAGCAGAGGCUCCUGGAGGAAGACAACAGGCAGUUUGACUCCGCCUGGCAGGAGAUGCUGAACCAUGCCACGCAGCGGGUGAUGGAGGCAGAAAACACCAAAACGAAAAGUGAACUUUUACACAAAGAGACGGCAGCUAAAUAUACAGCCGCCAUCGGCCGAAUGAAGCAGCUGGAGAAGAAACUGAAACGUACCAUCAAUAAGUCCAAGCCUUAUUUUGAGAUGAAGGCUAAGUACUACCUGCAGCUGGAGAACCUAAAGAAGAACGUGGACGAGCGGCAGGCCAAGCUGUCUCAGGCCAAAGCCAGUUACAAGACGGCCCUCAGGAACCUGGAGAUGAUUUCUGAUGAGAUCCAUGAGCGCCGCCGGAACUCUGCAAUGGGUCCGAGGGGGUCUGGAGUCGGUGCCGAAGGGGACAGUGUUUCCGGGGAUGACAUCUCCAGCUUUAAGAUGGAGUCAGAUGGCAUAUCCAUGGCAUCAGUAUGUUUUGACGAUGAGCCAUGCGGCGGAGGCAGCAUCAUGUCUGAAGAAGACUCUGAGACUCACUCUACCAGUAGCCUCGGUUCAUCUCCCAGUAGCCCUCAGGAGCUCCUGUCACCAUGCCCCUUCGCCAGCUCCUCUUCAUCAUCCUCCUCUGGCAUGUUCUCCUCUGACUCUCCAUCACCCACACCCUCCUCUUCUUCCUCCGCGUCCUCCCCAGCUUUUCUGUCCAGGCCCUGCAGUUUGGACCUUCCCAGCACUGUGUCACUGUCGGACUUCGGCCUCAUUUCGCCAGUGCUCGGGCCUCGCAGCGAGUGCAGCGGGGCAUCGUCGCCCGAAUGCGACCUGGAGAGAGGUGACCGAGCUGAAGGCGCAGAGGCGGACCUGGACAACGCUCCAACUGGAAACAACAACAACAACUCCGCUUCCAGCAACAAGAAGAGCUUCAGCCUAGAAGCACGCUUCAGCUUCCUGAACCUGCGGCGCCCACGAGUCGGCAGCACCAAAAACACAGACAGCUCGUCCCAGAAGAUGGAGUUGGGGCAGACCGUGGUCCUGGUCAAAGGAGUCUGAGGAACAAAAAGACAAUUUAUCAUUGGGACUAUAACUCUGAGUUGACUCAGUCUGAACCAAAAACUGAGCUGUUUAUAAGCUACCUGCCACUACUACACUCCAUUUCUAAACUCUGUGAGAUGUUGAAUGUCGUGUUUCCUGCACAUUCUGGCAGUGAUGUGACUCCCUCUUCUUUAUUAAGGACACUGCACCUUUGGACUCAUGAGAAAUAAAGAGCACUGCUACAAUUUGAUUAAAGGUUUUAAAAAUAAAGAUGGUAUUUUCUAUUUACUCAAACCUGAAAAUGCUCAUGUCACAAAGUAAUAAAGACUAGCUGCCUGCUACAUCCCCUGACUUCAAUCUGCCCGCUCUGUUCACUAAUGGAACUGAUUGUCCAAAGUUAAAAGUUAUUCCUGUUCAACGGCACAUCGCAUGCUAUAAAACAUGCAGAGGUGAUGUUCUGCUCAGUUCAUUUUAGCGAACUACAGUAGAACAGUGGAGAACAGUCAGUGGCCUCUAUCAGUCUAUUACUCCUGUAUUUAAUAUUAUAAUGUUGUAUUUUCUGAUGUAAUGUAUGUGAUGUUCAAAUUAGGAUAUAAUGUAAACAAAAAUAAAACAUUUUAGUAAAGUUUAAUUAAAGCUUUAACUCCUCAUGA